CGGUUUUAUUGAUCGUGGUCACUCUGCAUGACAAGUGCAGCAGAUGUAAACGCAUAAACAUUUGCGCUCUUUACUAGUGAAAACAAAAUAAAUAAAUUAAAGACGUGUAACACAAAAGACAGUGCACCAAAAUGGCUUCGUUCUUCAAUGUUGGCGCUCUGGGCAAUGUUUUCUCAACACCUAUCGGACAGCGUAUCGAAGCUGCCACUGACGCGAGCUUAGCUUCUGAGAAUUGGGCAGCGAACAUGGAAAUCUGCGACAUGAUCAACGAAUCCUCCGACACGGCACGUGACGCCAUGCGUGCUAUUCGCAAACGCCUCUCACAGAAUGCUGGCAAAAAUAAUCAGGUGAUCAUGUAUACGCUCACUGUGCUGGAGACGUGUGUAAAGAACUGUGGCAAGGCGUUCCAUGUUCUGGUUGCCCAAAAGGACUUCAUCAAUGAGCUGGUCAAACUGAUUGGACCCAAAAAUGAUCCGCCAGCCAUAAUGCAGGAGAAGGUUCUCAGUCUGAUACAGAUCUGGGCAGAUGCAUUCAAAAAUCAGCCCGAUCUUAAUGGUGUUACCCAAAUGUACAUGGAACUGAAAAACAAGGGCAUCGAAUUUCCGCCCACCGAUCUGGAUGCUAUGGCGCCCAUAUAUACGCCACAAAGAAGCGUUCCAGAAGUGCAUCCCUUGCCGCAUCCACAGCUAAUGAGCGCCCAACAUACCAUUUCGCCUCAGCAUGCGGCAGCUGCUGCGCCAGCCACUGGACCCCUGCAUUUAACGCCCGAACAGGGCGCAAAACUGCGCUCGGAACUGGAAAUUGUUAGCAACAAUAUGAGCAUAUUGGCUGAAAUGCUGAGCGUGCUGAAGCCGGGCCAGGAGCUGCCCGAUGACUAUGCCCUGCUAAAUGAGUUGACUGCCACCUGCAAAGAGAUGCAGUCACGCAUCGUCGAUCUUAUUGGACGCGUACAGGACGAUGAGUUGACAGCGGAAUUUCUGCGCAUAAACGAUGAGCUAAACAAUUUGUUCUUGCGUCACCAGCGCUACGAGAAGAGUCGCGCGCAGAGUACUGCGGGAGCGGCAGCUGUAACGUCUCCAUCUGCUGUGCUAGGCGCUGCGAUGGGUGUGCCGGUAGCAGGUGUGGCAGCAGCGACAGCUGGAGCAGCUGCAACUGCUGUACCAGCCACAGCCGGAGCUGUCAGCAAUACGCCACAAAGUGAUCAGCUGCUAAUCGACUUGAUUGAGAGCAGUGAGGAUAAUUUGCCUCAAGCCUUUGGACAGAUGCAAUUGGGCGCAGGUGGCGGAGCAGCAGCUGCGCCAGUUGUUGGCGCAACAGGCGCUGCGGAUGAGUUUGACAUGCUGGCGCAGUCACGCACCGAUGGCAACCACAAAAGUGAUUUGCUGCGCGAUAUACCUAUUGUGGAUGCAGCAGCUGGCAGCGUUUCCUCGCCGUACAAGCAACCAAAUCCAGCACUAGCAGGAGCCGCAGCAGCAGCUGUAAUACCGCCACAGCAACAGCAAACACAACGCUCAGCCGGCGAUCCGCCGGUGGUAAGUAAAUCGACGAAAGAGAACGAGAUCGACGAAAUGGAGGCGUGGCUGGGCAGCUCAAAAGACAUUGAUGGCAUUGAGGAGUUGACAAGCUCCGAGUUUGACAAAUUCCUUGAAGAACGUGCCGCUGCCGCCGAAAAUCUUCCAACGAUCAAUGCAUCGAAUUCUGCGACAGGAUCUGCUACCGAAAACAGCUUACGACAGACACCAAAGAAACCAGGCGCUGAUGAGGAUCUGCUCGCUCUUUGAGUACGUUCGCGGCAACAGCUCCAAUUUGUUUACUCUUUCCGAAAUGUUACACACGCCUAACAUAAUUAUACAUACAAUAUAUAUAAAUAUAUAUAUUUAUAAAUAGCGCAUACAUAUAACAAUUUA
Messenger RNA from Drosophila mojavensis, 1907 nucleotides. Its product is annotated as TOM1-like protein 2. Gene Ontology annotation, molecular function: ubiquitin binding; phosphatidylinositol binding; clathrin binding. The record is from RefSeq and is a predicted model, not a curated record. Gene Ontology annotation, biological process: signal transduction. NCBI's taxonomy places the organism in Eukaryota, Metazoa, Arthropoda, Insecta, Diptera, Drosophilidae. The transcript is spliced from 6 exons. Gene Ontology annotation, cellular component: membrane; endosome. The coding region runs from base 132 to 1781 and encodes 549 amino acids.